Messenger RNA from Capsicum annuum, 1627 nucleotides. RefSeq names its product mitogen-activated protein kinase kinase kinase 18. The record is from RefSeq and is a predicted model, not a curated record. Gene Ontology annotation, biological process: protein phosphorylation. The coding region runs from base 496 to 1530 and encodes 344 amino acids. Gene Ontology annotation, molecular function: ATP binding; protein kinase activity. The transcript has a single exon. NCBI's taxonomy places the organism in Eukaryota, Viridiplantae, Streptophyta, Magnoliopsida, Solanales, Solanaceae.
CAAAAAGUGGAAUAUUCUCAAGAAUUCAGUAGAAAGUUUGUUUGGUUCUUGAACGAAACUCUCAUGAAAAGAUACUCAUUUAUCGGUUAAUCUUCAAAAGUGGUUAUCCAAUAACCCAAUCUACCCCCUAUCCAACUUAUUUCAAAUCAUUGUAAAUUGAAAGACUAAACACAUCAAAUUGAUAUGUACUGGUUUAAAUUGCAAUGUUUCGCCACGUGGAGACAAGCCAAUUGAGCCAAGUAACGGCAGUCCACCAGCCUACUCAAUCUGUCGUACGGCCAUAACCAUUAGGCCACGUUGUAAAUCAUAUACAUAUUCAAACUCUAUGUAGUGAGGGAAAAGAGAAAGGCCACCUAAGCUCUACCCAACUAUUUUGGAAUUUCUGAAAAUUCACCUUAUUAUAUAUAUAUAUACACCCCUCUACUGCAGCUAUUCAAAAACAAGCCAAAAACAGAACACUUUUUUUUAAAAUUCUCACCAAUCUUCUUCUAAAAAAUGGAAUGGAGAAGAGGCCAUACCAUAGGCCAAGGCUCCUCUGCCUCCGUCUCCGUUGCUAAGUCACGUUUCUCCGAUGAGGUUUUUGCUGUCAAGUCAGUUGAGCUAUCCAAGUCAGAGUUGCUACAAAAGGAGCAGAAAAUUCUGUCCCAAUUGAGCUCACCUUAUGUAGUUAGCUACAAGGGGUGCGAUGUUACUAAAGAGAAGGACAAACUCAUGUUUAAUCUUAUGAUGGAGUACAUGUCCGAGGGUACACUCGUCCAUGAAAAUCGGAAACAUGGUGGUCGGAUCAACGAGCCUUUGAUAGGGUAUUAUGCCAAGCAAAUUGCACAAGGACUAGAGUACCUACAUUCAAGGGGCAUAGCACACUGUGACAUUAAGGGGCAGAACAUUUUGUUAGGUAAAACCGGUGCCAAAAUUGCCGAUUUUGGUUGUGCCAGGUGGAUUGAUCAAGCAGACAGGGUCGUUGGUGCCACGGAGCCAAUUGGUGGGACCCCGAUGUUCAUGGCACCGGAGGUGGCGCGUGGGGGAGAACAGGGGCGUCCGGGUGAUAUUUGGUCAUUGGGAUGUACGCUUAUUGAAAUGGCCACUGGUAGAUCGGCAUGGACUAAUGCCACAAACGCAGCUUCAUUGCUCUACCAAAUUGCAUUUUCUGGGGAAUCCCCAGAAAUUCCAAAAUUCUUGUCUUUAGAAGCAAGGGAUUUCUUAAGCAAAUGCUUGAGAAGAGAUCCAAAAGAAAGAUGGACAGCUAAACAACUCCUCAAACAUCCGUUUCUUGAAGAAUCCAAUUCGAAUUCUAUGUCAACUCAAGAUUUUGUGACAAGUUCGCCGACAAGCAUUCUUGAUCAAGACAUAUGGAAUUCAGUAGAGGAAUCAGAAACAAUGGAUUAUUCAAUUGAAACAGCAAGCUCAGUAGACUCUCCUCUGCAAAGAUUACGAGAAUUGGGUUCAAAUUCAGGAGAAUUGAAGUUCAGAUGGAAUGAUGAUGAGAGAUGGAUCACAGUUAGAAGAAACAGUGAAUACAUCGAUCGAUGACGUCUUGCUGUAAAUUUUGUAGUAUAUAACAGUGUACAGAUAUAUUAACCAAUAAUCUUACAUGAAAUUCAAAAGAUUUUUUUUGUUCUCUCUUUUG